AUGUCGCUUUCUGUUUCUAGUGUUGAUCCAAAGAAAGUGCAUGAUUUUGUUGAAGAUUACAUGAUGUUCAUAAGAUUGUUCAUGACAAUUUGGUUCGAGCCAACUCCAAGUACAAGUGUGUGGAUAAAAUCAGUUCACUGUGAAAUAAUCACAUCUCAAGGUUUUUCUCAAAUUUCGUUCAUAUUCAUACGUAAUCAUCCCUCGCUGACGCAGACUCGCAGAUAUAUUAUGGCACAACCAAUCGCUAGAAUUCCGAUUGAUUCAUCAGCUCGCUUAAAACCUUGUGAAGAUCUACUGAACGGAACCAGAAAAGAGUAUAUUGCAAUCGCUAUCCCUCUAUAUGAAGCAUCCAUUAAAGGUGAUUGGAAAGCUGCUAAAGCCAUUCUUGAUAAAAGGCCAGAGUUAGUAAGGUAUAGUAUCACUGGAAAUAAUGAAACAGCACUUCAUGUUGCUGCAUCGGCAAAAAGCACCAAACAGGUUAAAGAGUUCGUGGAACAUCUGGUGGGUUGCAUGGAAACGACAGACCUGGAACUUGAAAAUAACAGUUCCAACACUGCACUCUGUUUAGCAGCUGCAGCUGGGAAUCUUAAAAUGGUUAAGAUUAUGCUGACAAAAAACAGAGCCUUAGUAUCAGUUACUGGUAGUCAACAAAUGACCCCACUUUAUAUGGCUGCCUUGUUUUCACAUUAUGAGGUGGUGAAGUAUCUGUACAAAAAUUCCCAAAAGUUGCAUGAUGAUUGUUGGACAGCUCAAAAUCGUGGUUGGCUUCUUCAGAAAUGUGUUGAGAAUGAUAUGUUUGAUAUCGCACUAGAGAUACUUCAGGAGCACCAAGAACUUAGUAGUAGUGGGAUUGUACUUGCUGUUUUGGCUCGAAAGACGGAUGUAUUUGCUGAAACAGAAUCUAAUAUCAUCAUGAGAACCAUCAACUGGGUCAUUCGUCCAAAGAUGCAAGCUCUUGAAAAGGAAAGCAAAGCUAACGCAUUGCAGAUACUAAAAACCAUUUGGCAUAAUAUUGCUGAGAAACCUAGGAAUGAAAUUGAUGCCAUACUGAGAGGCCCUCCUGAUCCUCCCGUUAAGCGAGAUGAAAAGUUAGCUUCUGACAAGGAAGAUCAAACUCUGCAACUACUGAAACUCAUUUCAGAUAAUAUUGUCAAAAUACCUGUUGAACUCCAUAACAUAAUCACAGGGCCUGCAGCUACAACUUUGGAAGAUCCGUAUGUACCCCGACCAAAACAAAAGUACUCUUCUAGAGUACUAUUUGUUGCCACAGAGGUGGGCAAUACUAGAUUCGUAGUUGAGCUUAUCCGUCUAUAUCCUGAUCUAGUAUGGAAAAUAAAUGACAACAAUCAAAGUAUAUUCCACGUUGCUGCAAGACAUCGUCAUGUGGAUAUCUACAACCUAUUGCAUAAGAUAGGCUCAAAUAAGGAUAUGAUAACCCCUCUCAAAGAUGAGAAUGACGAUAAUAUGUUGCAUUUAGUUGCGAGGAGUGUGGAGAGAAAGCGACUUGAGGAUGUGUCCGGAGGUGCUUUUCAGAUGCAACGCGAACUAUUAUGGUUCAAGGAAGUAGAGCAGAUGAUCCCACCUUCUUAUCGGGAACGAAAGAACAAAGAUGGACUAACACCACGCGAGUUAUUCACCAAGGAGCACCAAGAUCUAGUUGUAAAAGCUUUUACAGUUCCAGGUGGAUACAAUCAGACAGAUGGUAUCCCAUUCUUCAACCGAAACACAAGCUUUUUGAUUUUCGUGGUGGCAGAUGCCAUAUCUUUGUUCUCAUCAUCAGCUUCAAUACUCACCUUCUUAUCCAUCCUCACUUCUCGUUAUGCGGAGUAUGAUUUCUUGGAAUCAUUACCUAGAAAACUGAUGUUGGGUCUAGCAACACUUUACCUCUCAAUAACAACCAUGAUGAUUGCUUUUAGUGUUACCUUCUUUGUGCUAUACCGUAAUGAUCUUAAAUGGAUACCAAUCCUUGUUACUGUGAUUGCUACCAUGCCGGUCCUUCUGUUUGCUGCACUGCAAUAUCGUCUCUUAAAAGACGUAAUUCACUCGACAUAUGGUUCUAGCUACCUCUUUCGGCCGAAGAAACGUGUUCUCUAUUAA
Lactuca virosa is the source of this 2097-nucleotide messenger RNA. Lineage: Eukaryota; Viridiplantae; Streptophyta; Magnoliopsida; Asterales; Asteraceae. The record is from the annotation of a GenBank genome assembly.